AUGUCCGAAUCCGAAAUCGAAUGCACUUACGCUACAUGUUCCGUGAAAGAAGACGGACAAAUCGAAUAUAUCCCGACUUUGGAAGGCAACAUUGGAUAUGGCGGGAUCUUCCUCUUUAUCCUAAUGCUACAGGUUUUUUUCGGGGUCAAGUACAAGACAUGGGGAUUUAUGGCGGGCAUGACAUGUGGACUACUCCUCGAGAUCGUGGGCUAUGCCGGCCGGGUCCUGCUACACGACAAUGUGUUCGAAAAGAACUAUUUCAUCAUCUACCUUGUCGGGCUCACCAUUGCUCCAGCGUUCCUUUCCGCCUCGCUAUACCUCUGCCUAGGCCGCAUUAUCACCCUCUUCGGCGACAGGUUGAGUCUGCUCCGGCCAAAGAUCAUCACCUGGAUCUUCGUGUGUUGUGACUUAUUGUCGCUGUUGCUGCAAUCGGUUGGGGGCGCGAUCACAUCUAUCAGUGAUGACCAGGAGGGCAGCCAGCGAGGCAUCGAUAUCAUGAUGGCCGGUCUCUGGUCGCAGGUCAUCUCGUUGAGUAUCUUCAUCAUCCUCUGCUCGCAUUUCGCCUUCAACGUCCUCAUGAAUCCAAGCAAGGUCAACCCUGACACCGUAGCCCUCAGGCAGACCAUCAAGUUUAAAUGCUUCCUACUCGCCAUAGGAAUCGCAACACUUACGAUCAUGAUCCGCUCAACUUUCCGGCUCGCUGAACUGCAAGAGGGCUUCAGCGGACAUUUGGCAAACGACGAGGUCCUGUUUAUGAUUCUCGAGGGGCCAAUGAUCAUCGUUGCUGUCGCAGUGUUGACAAUCUGGCAUCCCGGCCUCGUAUGCGGCGCUAACACGUGGAAGAACACCAGCUUUAGAAACGCCCGUAAAAGAGGCAAGAGUCUAGCAUAUAAGGAGAUGAUCUAUGACGACGACAAUAUUGCUAUGGUUCCCGUCGCAAGGCAUUAA
This is a messenger RNA of Exophiala aquamarina CBS 119918, 948 nucleotides long. RefSeq lists its product as uncharacterized. The record is from RefSeq and is a predicted model, not a curated record. Gene Ontology annotation, cellular component: plasma membrane; fungal-type vacuole. The transcript is spliced from 2 exons. NCBI's taxonomy places the organism in Eukaryota, Fungi, Ascomycota, Eurotiomycetes, Chaetothyriales, Herpotrichiellaceae. Bases 1 to 948 code for a protein of 315 amino acids.